AUGAAGAAUGAUGUUGAUAGACUCACUGCGGAACUGCAGGAGUACGAAAACUUCGUGAAUGAUUUACGAAACUCUGCCGAGAAUCAUACGGCAGAUUGGAUUAAGGGCCUGAUAGACAAGGUGAGUCGUACCCAACACGCUUCCAUUGCGGUGUCUAAUCAUGAAUUCCUGCUGGUUAAGCAUGGGUUGAGGGGAAAUCAUUCCUUUGAAAAUCCACCUUCUCAAUUAUCCACACCACAUAACGAAUUAGACGGCGAUGAGGGAUCUCCGAUAUCUUCUAUCGGAUCUCUCAAUGCAAUUGACCGAGUAGAGGAAGACUUGAAUCGAACAAAGCACACCCGAGCGACCGGGUAUAUGGGGAAGAGUUCGGAGAUCUCGUGGAUGCAACGGCUUCAAAGGGAAGCAGAGCAACGUGCUCGCGGCAACCCCGGUGCGCUAGAUUCCACUACGGACGAGGAGGAUGCAGCCAGCGAUCGAUUUUCACUUCACGCUUUGAAUUAUCAUCUCGACGACCUUGAGAUUUCAGUUGCCGAGCCCGUUCAACGUUAUAGCAUGCCAUCUCGACAAUUAGCACAUCGACUCUUUGACGAAUAUUUGAAAACCGUGCAUCCUUUCUUCCCCAUCAUCAGCAAACCAUUAUUCCGAGCACAAUUCCAAACUUUUUUCGAUAGUUCCGGUCGCUAUAGCGCAGCAAGACCUAGCAACAAAUGGCUCGCCAUCCUGAAUACAAUAUUUGCGAUCGCAGCCAAGCAUGCCCAUCUCAUCCAUGCUCCUUGGCGUGGAGAAGAGAAUGACCAUUUAGUCUACCUGGCCCGAGCCCGGCAGCUAAGUAUGAAUGGCGAAGUCUUGUUCAGCCAUCCAGAUCUUCAGCAAGUCCAGGUCGAGGGCUUGAUCGCCUUUUACUUGCUGACAUCCGACCAGAUUAAUAGAGCAUGGCGAAUCUCAGCUUUAGCAGUGCGUUCUGCAAUAACCCUCGGUAUUAACCUGAAGAUCGACACACCCAAAACACCGAAUGUCGCAAAAGAGGCUCGUUAUAGAGUUUGGUGGUGUCUGUACAGCUUUGAACACAUGCUAGGAAUCAUGACGGGUCGAGCUAUCUAUAGCCUUGACGGAGGGUACGCAACACCACUCCCUUUGCCAUUCGAAGAGGAACAGCUACAAGAAGACCCAGAGGCAGUCAAGUUGCUCAACGACCCUGCCUCUCGGGAAGAACAAAUCAGCAUCUUGAUGGCAAGCACAGGAAUUCGACAGGCCGGAAACAAGGAUGACGUCCAGAAAUGCCGGUCAAGGGACCGAACCUGGCUCACAAAUAUGCCAUCCAACUCCGGCCUUUGCUAUCUCUACUAUUGCGACUUGACAGUUAUCACACAAGAAAUUGUCAACAAGGUAUUCUCGACCAACGCCGUGUCCCUCAUGUGGUCCGAAAUCGAAGCUCGCCUUGAUGAACUCCUCGCCCGGGUAGAUCUUUGGCAUUCAAACUUACCGGCAGCUUUGGACUUUACGCAGGAAGAGGCCGAUGAUAACCCCGACCAGCUACGGUACAAGCUCUUCUUGGCCUUUCAUUACUAUGGCGCACGGAUCACACUAGGACGCCCUUGCCUUUGUCGACGAGAUGCCGGUCUAUCGAACGCCACUCAGACAUUCAGUCAUAUGAUGGCAGUCAUUGCCUUGAAUUCUGCAUCAGCAAUGCUGGACCUUAUCCCGGACGAACCCAACGUCAUGCAGCUGUACAAGCUCUGUCCCUGGUGGUGUGUGCUGCGAUAUUUGAUGCAGGCAGCCACCGUUAUUCUACUGGAACUCUCAUUUGGCAGUGUGCAUAUGCCAGAGGAGGAACUCAAGCUUGUCAAGCUGUCGAAAAAAUGCAUCCGAUGGUUCCACGCCAUGUCAGAACGGAGUAUUGGCUCACGAAGAGCAUGGCAGCUCUGCGAUUCCAUCUUCCGCAAACUCGCCAGCGGCAUGAAAUAUAAUACCGACGACAUACCCUCAAAGCCUCAGCAGCGGCAAUUCAUUGACGAGGAAAGUUCAUCUGGGAAUGUAAACUUCUUUGGCCCGGCUAUCCCAUCAGAACAACGCAGUUAUUUCAACAUCAAUGAGGAAGAUACGUCAAUAUUCGGACCUCGACCACCAACAGAGGAGGAUAUAUGGACGAAUUACUUCAAUCUCCCCACACCAGAUUUUAUGCCCUCCGUCCAGGGCCACUCCCACCAUUCUCACAUUCCUGACGACACAUAUUUCCCCUACGACCCUCUAGGUGAGGACUUUAUGCGAUCAUUGUUUCCCUCUUCCGAAGAGGAGAAUAGAGAUCUACCAAAUUGA
Molecule: messenger RNA, 2316 nt
Organism: Penicillium cosmopolitanum
Lineage: Eukaryota; Fungi; Ascomycota; Eurotiomycetes; Eurotiales; Aspergillaceae
Product: fungal specific transcription factor domain-containing protein
Exons: 3
Coding region: 1-2316 (771 amino acids)
Biological process (GO): DNA-templated transcription
Molecular function (GO): DNA binding; zinc ion binding
Source: RefSeq, a predicted model, not a curated record